AUGAACGAGAACUCCCAGCAAGCCACUGGAUCUUCAACAAAUUUCCAAGAACCCAGCACUGGUGACCCACCCCGCGAACAGAUCGCUGGACUUAUGGCCCUUCAAGCUUCAACUCAACAAAACAAUAGCUCACAAGCUAUUGCUAAUACUGAAUUCCCUUCACUUCAUGGAGCAACCUCUCAAAACCUUGACGGCUUAAUCUCUCAGACCCCUUGGCACAACCCCUCCAAAGUAGCUGCAUUAAAGAAAUCCAUGUAUCUCAACCUUCAAAAAAAUAGAGUUCAUAAGGAAGAAGCGGCUGCUCGUUUCUUCCAACUACCUUCCACGAACCAAAGAUUUCAAUAUCUUUAUAUCUCCACUAAAAUCCGUAUUCCCGCUGGUAAACUUCACUCCUACCUACACAAUAUAGGCGUCAACAAUGCGCGUGUACUGGAUAUCUAUUAUCCAGACCGCAGCAUUGCUGCUCUUCUCAUCCAUGUUGACUAUAUUGCCGAAUUCAAACAAUUACUUGAAGCUAAACGAUAUAAGGAUCUUACAGAGCAAGAACGAACUUUCAAAGCAUGUGAAAUCCAACGACAGCGCCUUCAACGUGCUGUUCUCCAUAUCCGCGAACCAGUAAAGUUUGCAGUAGCAUACUACUUUUAUCAGCAAAAGUGGUUACCCAAAUCAUUCAUUGGCCAAAUUAACAGCUCUCGCUAUGGACGAUCAGAGGAUAUCGUGGGUAACUUCUCUGAAGACACGACAAUCAAUCAAGCUAUAUUUCCUCUACUAAAGAUUGCUGAUAACUCGUCACCCCUUUUUAUUACAGAAACUUGGCUUCUACCACCAAACAAAUACCUCACCACAUGGAAACAGUUUCAUACUUACGGUCAGCCGAUUAAUUCAACUCACCAAAGAAACUGCGGCCAUCUUGGUAUCGCCCUUUUGAUAAAUCCUACUUUUAAACAGCACAUUUACCAUAUCCAACAUGAAAAUCCAACACUAGCUAAGUAUACUUUAUCUGUAGUCAUAUCUGCUAAAAUUUUGAUACGCUGUCUUUACAUCCCUCCCAAUCUGGAUGAUAAUGAUCUAUCUGAAAUUUUGGAACUAUUACCUCCUAACUAUAAUAACACAAUAGCAACUAUUAUCUGUGGAGACUUUAAUGCUAGAAUGGGCAAGUACUCAGGCGAUACGAGAAAGAAUCAUAAAAGACGACUCAUUCACAAUUGGAUUCAAUCUAACGAACUCAUUAACUGGAAUUAA
This is a messenger RNA of Rhizopus microsporus ATCC 52813, 1242 nucleotides long. RefSeq lists its product as uncharacterized. Gene Ontology annotation, molecular function: catalytic activity. The transcript is spliced from 4 exons. Bases 1 to 1242 code for a protein of 413 amino acids. The record is from RefSeq and is a predicted model, not a curated record. NCBI's taxonomy places the organism in Eukaryota, Fungi, Mucoromycota, Mucoromycetes, Mucorales, Rhizopodaceae.